CCCUCUCUCUAUCUAUCUAUCUCUCUCUCGCACGCACGACGUACACACGCUCUACUACGACACACACACACAAACAUGGCGGCCUCUGUUUCACCGCUACGCUCCUCCUUCAGGAUCUGUAGCCCGUUAACGCUCCACCAUCACUGCUGCAGGGCCACGCUGCGGAUGCACAGGAAAUGCGAGAGUCUCCAGAGGAGAAACCUACACCUGUCGGCGACGAGACAUGCUGCUGUGGUUAUUUCUGGAACAGAGCUGGCUCGUCAGCUUCACAGAGAAAUCCAGCGUGAUGUGGAGGAGCUGGUGGCACAGGGCAACAUGAGACCCCACCUAGGAGUGGUACUAGUGGGGGACGACCCAGCCAGUCGUACCUACGUGAAGAACAAGACCCGGGCAGCCAGCAUCCUGGGUAUUUCCAGUGACACGGUGGUGCGUCCCAGCUCGGUGUCCCAGGAGGAGCUGCUGGAGCUGAUCGACAAGAUGAACCGUGACUGGAGGGUCAGUGGCCUCCUGGUGCAGUUGCCACUACCUGAGCACAUUAAUGAGCGAGCGGUGUGCAACGCCAUUGCUCCAGAGAAGGAUGUGGACGGCUUCCACAUUGUGAAUAUCGGGAAACUGUGUCUGGACCAGAGAUCAAUGGUGCCUGCAACACCUGCAGCCGUCUGGGAGAUCAUCAAAAGAGCAGGUAUUGAGACUGUGGGAAGGAACGUCCUGGUCGCUGGACGCUCCAAAAAUGUUGGAAUGCCCAUUGCAAUGUUGCUGCACACUGAUCGCAACCACGAACGCCCCGGAGGUGAUGCCACAGUAACCAUCGCCCACAGAUGUACGCCGAGGGAGCGGCUGAAAGAGCUGACCAGCCUGGCUGAUAUCAUUAUUGCAGCUGCAGGUGUUCCCAGGUUGAUCACAGCAGAUAUGGUGAAGGAGGGCGCAGCAGUCAUCGACGUGGGCAUAAACCGAAUCAAGGACCCAAACACAGGGAAACUCCGGCUCAUUGGUGAUGUGGACUUUGAAGGAGUGAAGGAGAAAGCAGGUUUCAUCACACCUGUUCCCGGAGGUGUUGGUCCAAUGACUGUUGCUAUGCUGAUGAAAAACACUGUGACUGCUGCCAGAAACGCACUGAUGCAUUGAACACCAACACAAUUUUAUUAAGCCAUUCCUUUUAAUGAGUGCUAUACAGAACAAACACACAUAGAUGCAGACAUUCAUAUAGACACGCACAGAGACUCCACAGACUCUCUGCCAAAAACCUGACACACUUUUAUUUCCAUGAGGUUCAAGACUCCACACCUGCUGGGUGUGAAAAACCUACUUGAUAAUAUGAAUUGAGUUUAUGUUGUUUGUUAUUUAUUUACUUAUUUAAGGUAUUUAUUUCAGAUUCCACUUUUUAUGAAUUUAGAUUGCUAUUUUUUCUACUGAAGUUGGUUCGGUUCAUUUCGAGCGUUCCAGAUUCACUGGAACAGGAAUAAUAAUAAAAAAGGUCUGUGAUAGUA
Messenger RNA from Mugil cephalus (flathead mullet), 1487 nucleotides. RefSeq names its product bifunctional methylenetetrahydrofolate dehydrogenase/cyclohydrolase 2, mitochondrial-like. NCBI's taxonomy places the organism in Eukaryota, Metazoa, Chordata, Actinopteri, Mugiliformes, Mugilidae. Gene Ontology annotation, biological process: tetrahydrofolate interconversion. Gene Ontology annotation, molecular function: methenyltetrahydrofolate cyclohydrolase activity; methylenetetrahydrofolate dehydrogenase (NAD+) activity; methylenetetrahydrofolate dehydrogenase (NADP+) activity. Gene Ontology annotation, cellular component: mitochondrion. The record is from RefSeq and is a predicted model, not a curated record. The transcript has 8 exons. The coding region runs from base 76 to 1125 and encodes 349 amino acids.